UGCAUAUUUUGAGAUUCACUUACAAAAUGAAUAAUCAGUCAGAUAUAAAACAAAAAUUUAAAAUAUAAUGUGUCAUUCCCGUCAGAGCAGAUUUUCUUGGGGGUAGAAAAAUUAAUUAAAUCUUGUCCGUCCCUUUUUAAGAACUCUGGAUCCAUUGAGGACUGACAGUUGGAAUUCUGAACUACACAUGGUUUAUGUAAUUUAAAGGAGAAUCACCUUGUUUUGAGACAAUUUGAUGAACAGAAGUGGAUGUAUUUCUUCAGAAGUUUCCACAUCAGGAAAAUCUCAAGGAAAGCAGAGAAAAGGCAUUGGGUGGUCUUUUAUGUUCAUCCGUGUUUCCAUCUUGUUCAUUUUGCAAGCGUUAACUUCUCUGCUCUCCAUACAUGCAAAGUUCAUCUGUGUAAGUGAACAGCUUGUGUUGCUGUGAAUAAUAUAUCACAAACUUUGAAGAAGCUCACAGUUGGAAGCAAAUUAUACUUUAACACUUAGAUCAUGACAUGAUACAUGGAAUUUAUCCGAAGUGCAAGAUGCAGAAUUGGUAGCUUGGAACAACCUAAUAUCAAAUUUGAACAUCACCUGAACAUCAUGUAUCAAGCCUUAAAUUUCAAUUUCAAAAUGACAGAACUUUUCCUUAGCUUCAAGAAUGAACCUCCAACAUGUUACCAACGUGUUUUUUUUUCUCAUUAAAGGCUGACGUCUUUGAGGUUUCAAAGCACAAAUAACUAGGUAUCUAAAUAGACUCACUUUUAAAAGGAUAAUUAAAAGGAAGUCCUUCAUCAAAAAACAGCAUCCAACUGAGCAAUGCUGGGUGCUGCAAUGGAGAAUAUCUAAACUCCCCCUAUGUUUCAGUGGGGCCGCCCACUCCUAUAUAAAUACCACAUCCCACUGUACAAUACAUCUCUGCAGGAAAGCGGAACUUUGCAUCUGGUAUAGUCUCUCCAGCUGUUAGUAACUGAAAUUUGCUUCUGAAGAAUUUUGAAGGCUUAGAAACAUCUCCUAUUUGUUUGUGGGUUUUGUUUGUUUGUUUGUUUGACAAUUUAUAUUUAAACAUUCAUUGCAAUAUUUACAGAACUAUUUUUCUAAAACCUUUUUUUCUUGAAUGGGCAUUUGAUAAAAAGUUAAAAAUCUAUAUAUCAAAGAUAUUAUUGGGGUAGCGACAGCUACCCCAAUACCUGGAUGAAGCCGUCUAUCUAGACCCGUUCCAGUCCGGCUUCCGACCCGGGUACAGCACGGAGACAGCUUUGGUCGCAUUGGUGGAUGAUCUCUGGAGGGCCAGGGACAGGGGUUAUUCCUCUGACCUGGUCCUAUUAGACCUCUCAGCGGCUUUUGAUACCAUCGACCAUGGUAUCUUGCUGCGCCGGUUGGGGGGAUUGGGAGUGGGAGGAACCGUGUAUCGGUGGUUCUCCUCCUAUCUCUCUGACCAGUCGCAGACGGUGUUGACAGGGGGGCAGAGGUUGACCGCGAGGGACCUCACUUGUGGGGUGCCGCAGGGGUCGAUUCUCUCGCCCCUUCUGUUCAACAUCUAUAUGAAGCCGUUGGGUGAGAUCAUCAGUGGCUUUGGGGUGAGAUACCAGCUGUACGCUGAUGACACCCAGCUGUACUUUUCCACCCCAGGCCACCCCAAUGAAGCUGUUGAAGUGCUGUCCCGAUGUGUGGAAGCCGUACGGGUCUGGAUGGGGAGAAACAGGCUCAAGCUUAAUCCCUCCAAGACGGAGUGGCUGUGGAUGCCGGCACCCCGAUUCAGUCAGCUGCAGCCGCGGCUGACUGUUGGAGGCGAGUUAUUGGCCCCAAAGGAUAGGGUGCGCAACUUAGGUGUCCUCCUGGAUGAACGGCUGUCAUUUGAAGAUCAUUUGACGGCCGUCUCCAGGGGGGCCUUCCACCAGGUUCGCCUGGUUCAGCAGUUGCGCCCCUUCCUUGAUCGGGAUGCCUUGUGCACGGUCACUCAUGCGCUCGUUACCUCUCGCUUCGAUUAUUGUAAUGCUCUCUACAUGGGGCUCCCCUUGAAGUGCACUCGGAGGCUUCAGUUAGUCCAGAAUGCAGCUGCGCGGGUGAUAGAGGGAGCUCCGCAUAGCUCCCAUAUAACACCGCUCCUGCGCAGACUGCGCUGGCUACCUGUGGCCUUUCGAGUGCACUUUAAGGUUUUGGUUACUACCUUUAAAGCGCUCCAUGGCUUAGGGCCUGGGUAUUUACGGGACCGCCUGCUGUUACCACAUGCCUCCCACCGACCCGUACGCUCGCACAGAGAGGGACUUCUCAGGGUGCCGUCCGCCAAGCAAUGCCUGCUGGCGGCCCCCAGGGGAAGGGCCUUCUCUGUGGGGGCUCCCACACUCUGGAACGAACUUCCCCCGGGUUUACACCAAAUACCUGACCUUCGGACAUUCCGUCGCGAACUGAAGACACAUCUUUUUAUUCGCGCGGGGCUGGCUUAAAUUGAAUUUUAUUAAAUUUUAAAUUUUAUUAACUAAUUUUAAAUGGGGUUUUUAGUUCAUUGUAUACUUUUCAGGCCAAUUUUAAAAUAAGUUUUUUAAUUGCAUUUUAAAUUGUAUAUUGUACUGUCUGUUUUAU
Messenger RNA from Ahaetulla prasina, 2565 nucleotides. RefSeq lists its product as uncharacterized. The coding region runs from base 1527 to 2429 and encodes 300 amino acids. The transcript is spliced from 3 exons. NCBI's taxonomy places the organism in Eukaryota, Metazoa, Chordata, Lepidosauria, Squamata, Colubridae. The record is from RefSeq and is a predicted model, not a curated record.